AUGGGGAGCAGCGCUCUUCUUUCCGUGAGCACGGGACCCAAGGGGUGCUGGUAUGGCAGCACAGCAGGCGCACUACAAUACGACAUCAAGCAUCGCGCGACCACAGGCGUGGACGAAUCGCUGCACUUAGCUGCAGGACCGGAAAGGAGCAAGAUCGGCCGUAGGGCGGCCACCUUGUUCUGCGCGUGCUCUGCGGCAAGACGGACUUGA
This is a messenger RNA of Purpureocillium lilacinum, 210 nucleotides long. NCBI's taxonomy places the organism in Eukaryota, Fungi, Ascomycota, Sordariomycetes, Hypocreales, Ophiocordycipitaceae. The record is from RefSeq and is a predicted model, not a curated record.